Messenger RNA from Triplophysa dalaica, 942 nucleotides. RefSeq names its product gastric inhibitory polypeptide (gene gip). Gene Ontology annotation, molecular function: glucagon receptor binding; hormone activity. Gene Ontology annotation, cellular component: extracellular region. Lineage: Eukaryota; Metazoa; Chordata; Actinopteri; Cypriniformes; Nemacheilidae. The coding region runs from base 489 to 821 and encodes 110 amino acids. The transcript has 5 exons. Gene Ontology annotation, biological process: regulation of insulin secretion; response to glucose; response to starvation. The record is from RefSeq and is a predicted model, not a curated record.
CCAUUGUUUAUCUUUGGUCACCAGUAUGUGUCAAACUAAUAUUUACCUACUAUACACACCUUUCUCAAACUGAUUCUACAGGGUAUUUUACUUGCAUGCAGAAUUUUACAUACCGUAGAUAAGGGGUCGUCAACCACUUAUUUUCUAAGAAAAUAUCUGUAAUUUACCUUUGGCACUUACCGUCAUACUUGUACUCCAUGAAGCCAAAGGGAUUGUUGAAGUGUGCUAAUCUAUUCCAUUCUUUUAUGUUGAGUUGACCUCUGUACAACCAUAGUUGAAUGUUGGGAAGAAAAGCUUCCUUGAACUUGAGAUCAUCUGUGUUUCGUAGCGACUUUGAACAGGUCUAUGGAAGGGUCGGAUUUAAAAAUGGAAACAUAAACGGCACUGUGAUGUCGGAACAAAACUGGACAACAACUUACUGGUAUUCUUGCAUCAGGGUCUUGUAAAUAAACAUCUUCAAAAUCCCACACAGGAAACAGAAGAGAAAAAUGAACACUGCUGUAUUUAUGGUGGUUUUUAUAUGCUUGGCCAGUGCAUUAUCAGCAGGUGCAGGAUGCCAACCUGUUGACAGCAGCUCAAUCAACGACAUCCAAACCCUGAGCCGUCGUUAUGCUGAAUCAACCAUUGCGAGUGACAUCAGUAAAAUCAUGGACUCCAUGGUUCAGAAGAACUUUGUUCAUUUUCUGCUCAAUCAGAGAGAGAAAAAGAGCGAACCAACUUUACUGGGUGAUGAUCCAGACCAUCGCAUCUUCAAUGAUCUGCUGAAAAAGGAGUUCAUGGUGUGGGUUCACAGUAAAGGGGAUGGUUUCAAAAACCAAUAAAGCUAGACAGAGGUUGCUGUGGAGAAUGGAAUCCGGCUGUUUUCAAGCUUACUGCUUUCUGAUCAUUAAUUAUUUAAUAUCUUGUAAUGUCUUUGAAUGAAUAUCUAACAAUAAAAUUGUU